Messenger RNA from Paramecium tetraurelia, 3240 nucleotides. RefSeq lists its product as uncharacterized. Gene Ontology annotation, molecular function: damaged DNA binding; single-stranded DNA binding. Gene Ontology annotation, biological process: double-strand break repair via homologous recombination. The transcript is spliced from 5 exons. Gene Ontology annotation, cellular component: site of double-strand break; nucleus; Smc5-Smc6 complex. The record is from RefSeq and is a predicted model, not a curated record. Lineage: Eukaryota; Ciliophora; Oligohymenophorea; Peniculida; Parameciidae.
AUGAGCGGAUUUAUACAUUACAAAAUAGAAACAACAAACUAAGGAAUGGAUAAUUACUCAAAUUAGAGAAAUGUUACUUAUUAAUAAUCGACGAUAUUGACUGAAGAUUAUAAAUUAAAAUCGAAUCCCAUCACUCAGGAGUAUAUAUAAUUGUCAGAUUAAACAUCAUUUUAAAAGAUUAUUGAAACCAAAGACAGGGAAAUUGCAAAUCUAAGAGAAAGUGUGAAUUCAUAGAACAACUAAAUAUCUGAUUUAAUGAAAGAAUUAGAUUAAUGGAAAAAUAAGUAUAAAUAAUUGCAAGCUGAAAAAGGAACUAGUAGAAUUACAACAGUUUAUUAGGGCAACGAUAUAGAAAUUAAUUAAUACAAAGAUGAGAUCAAUAAGCUUAGAUAAGAAAAUAGUGAAUAUAAGUUUAGGCUUGAACAAAAUGUAAAUGUUGCAUCAAAUGAUUACGAAGUCAAUUCAUUAAAAAUGCAGAUUAAAUAAAUGGAAGAAUAAUUAAAGAAAACAACCUAUGUUACAUCGAUCCCAAAUUCAGAAAUCACUUAAUUGAAAGAUCAAAUCAAAUAAUUAAUUGCAGAAAAGGAAUUAAAUUAACAAUAACAACAAUAAUUACAAUAAUAACAACAACAAUAAUCAUAAAUUUCAAUACAAUAGUCAAAAAUGCAAAUACAAUAAGGCAGCUCAAAAAUAACUUUUGGUUCAGAUUUAGAUUAAUUUAGAAAUGAAAGAGAUGACUAUAAAAGAAAAAUCAAAUUAUUAGAGGAUAAGAUUCAAGAACAAUAAUAAGAAAUAAAAAGAUUGAAUUUCAAUUGUGAAUCCUACAUGUAAGAAGUGUAAUAAUUCUCUAUCAGAUCUACUAAUAAAAACUAAAAUUUUGAAAUCUAAGGAUAUUUAUAAAGAAUAUCUGCUUUGCAACAUGAAGUCUUGGUUUGGUAAGAUCGUUAUAAGGCUGUAUCAACUCAAGAACAAGUAUUAACCUUUGAACAAAAGAUUAGGGAAAAAGAUAUUUAAAUUACACAAUUGUAAGAAAGACUUAAGCAAUUUGAAGUCUAAGUGGGCUAAUUAAAAUUGGAGGUAGACAAAUCCAAAAAAGAAAUCAAUGGAUAUAAAAUUAGUUUUGAAGGCAAAAAAACAGAAAUAUAAGAGGUUGAGAUCUUAAAAAACAAAAUUAUUGAAAUGGAAUAAGAUAUUUUGAUAUUGAUUCAAGAUUUAAAUGAAAGAGAUUAAAGAAUCAGUUCUACUUAGAAUGAAUAUUAAGAGGAAAUUAAAAUAAUAAGAAAUUAGCAGCAAACUGAAUAUCAAUUGUAAUUGAAUUAAUUGAGAGAAGAAAAAGAAAAAUAUCAAUAAGAUUAUGAAAGAUUAUCAAAUGAAUUUAUGAUUUUUUAGAGGCAAAGUGAAUAAUAAAAAGGCAGUUCUUUUGAAAUUGAUUCUUUGAGAUAAAGGAUUGUGGAAUUAGAAUACUAAUUGAAAAACUCAAACUAAUAAUAUUAAAUUCUUUAGACUUAGUUUUAACAAUAAUAAUCAUCGUCAUAAAGUUAAUAUGAAUUGACAAGUAUUAAGGAAGAGAUUAUUUAAUCUGAAAUAUAAUCUUAUAAGGAUCUCAUAAAGAAAUAUUAAAGUGAUCAAGAGGAAUUAUAUUAAGAAAAUUUAUAUUUAAAAUCUUAAAAGUCACAAAUAGAGAAAAAUACUCAUCAAUUCACUAGUAUCUAAAGUGAAUAUCAAGUGAUACAAGAGCGAUGCAAUAAAUAUUAGAAUGAGAUCUAAUUGUUGAAUGAGUAAAUUAGAAAAUAUAGAAAUGAUUAUGAAUCCUUAAAUUAAAAUUACUUGCUUAUAUAGAGAGAAAGUGAAAUGAAAUACUCAACUUAAAAUAACAAAGAGAAUGAAGUACUAAAAUAAAGGAUUAAUCAAUAUGAAUAACGUAUAUACUAAUAUGAAUCUUAAAUAUAAUAAUUAAGGACAUAGCUACAAAAUCAAGAAUCAUAAUUUGAGAUAUCAUUUAAGGAGAGAUUGAGAGUGGAGAUGCAAAUUGUUGAAUAGAGAGUGAAUUCAUAAGGACUAUUAGAAUUAUCAUAAUAAUAAUAAAAGUAUAGAUAAUUGUAAAGUCAAUAUGAUCAAUUACAAAUCAAAUAUUAGGAUUCAACCAGCGAAUUGAGAUAAAUUAAGGAAUAGUUUACAAAACAAAGUCAAUUCGAGAGUUAGAAUUUAAGAGAUUAAUUGUAAUAAUUGAGAUAAAUAAACUUAUAAUUGAAUUCAGAAAUAUCAACUUUGAGCGAACAAAGUUUGAAAUACAAGAAUGAAUAUGAAUUAAUAAAUUAAAGAUUUGUUUCUGUUUAAAGAGAAAGUGAAGUAUACAAGAAUAGUUCUCUUCAGAUAGAUAGACUGAGUAGCAGAUUAAGGGAAGUAGAUUAUGAAUUACAAACAAAAAAUUAACAGAUCAAUCAAUUGCAAUUAGAAAUGAGGAAUUUAGAAGUUUAGAUAAGAGAUGAGUUAGAAAAGUAAUUCAUUUAGAGAUUGACCAUAGAAAGAAAGAAUUUAGAGGAUCGUUUAUAACAAUAAGGCAAUUAAGAACUAUAAUAAUUAUCUUAUUAGCUAUAAUAAACACAAAUGGAGUUAAAUCAAUAUAGAUCUAAGUAUUAGUAAAUAGAAUAAUUAUUUAAUUCAACUAAGAUCGAAAUCACUUAGAUAAGAUCUCAAUAAUCAAAUAUUAGUAAUGAAUAAGUAAAAGAAUUUAAAUUAAGAAUUACAGAACUGGAACAUGAAAUAAACACUCUAAACAUAGAAAUUGAGAGAUAAAAAAAUAUAAGAUAAGAAUAAGAGAAUAAAAUUCAAAUUCUAAUCACAAAUAUAACUGAAUAUGAAUCACGUUUGCAUAUUUUAGAAUAAGAAAAUGCAAGAUUGGAAGGUAAGGUCAAAAAAUAAAUUGUUUAUGAAAAACAAAAUGAUUAAUACAUUGUGAGUUAAUUAGGAGGACAAGAGAGUUCUAAGAAGAAUGUCUAAAUUGUAACAAGAUAAUCUGAAAUAAAUUAAGUAUCCUAGAUACCUAUAUCUAACAAUUAAUAGAUUGAUAGAUUUUAAUCUUCAAAUGAUGUACAGUAUUCUUAGAUUUCAUAAAGAAUAGUUAGUCCUCGAUCUUAAGUUUAAAUCUAUUUAAGUCCUGAUUAUAAUUCUUAAACAUAGAAAGUAAUGACGACAAAAAACGUGAAAUAGACUAUAAUGUCAUCAGCAUAUUAAGGAUGA